AUGUUCGACGAUCCGUUCGAUUACGGUGAGGAUCCAGACCUCGAGUAUGGCGAUCUGCUGUCGUCAGGCAAGCAAGACGCGGUCGACCCUCGUCCCCCCACCGAUACCACCUCCAACGAAGGCUGGCUCAAGUUCCCGUCUGGCCACAACCCGGAGAUUGCGUCGCUCGGGUUGUACAUUCGCGACGAUGUGCGAAGCUGUGCGAUUCUUGUCGCCGGCGGCGUGUAUGAGAAUCUUCUGUUUUUCCCGGUGAUUUCGCUGCUGAAGGAGAAGUACCCUGGCGUGAAGAUCGACGUGGCGGCUCCGCCACGUGGCAAGCAGACUUACGAGAUCAACAAGAACGUACGGCGCGCGUGGGUGUACGACCCUGAAGAUCCGUUCGUGACUCCCGCCGAAUACACCGAGUUCCUCGGCAAGCUCAAGAACGAGGCGUACGACCUGGUGCUGUCGACAAGACUGGCGGGGCUGGGCCACGCGAUGUUCCUGUUCCUGUCCGACGCGCGCCAGCGCGUGUCGUACGUCAACCCCAACGCCAGCGGCGCGGGCGCGGGCGUGUUCCUCUCGACCGCUGUGCGCACGGAGAAGGAGAACCUCGCGGAGGACGGCUGCCACAUGUACAAGGACUUGGUGGACCUCCUCUUAGAGCCCGUGCGUGGUGGGCCGGCGCUGCACCUGCCGCCGCUGCAGGUGAAUCUGCCGCGCAAGGUGCGCGAGGUGACGCGCGAGAAGACGACCGCGGCGGGCGUGGCGGCGGGCGCGUACACGCUGGUGCACGGCGUGGAGUCCUCGUCCGCCGCCUCCAUGCGCUCGCGUGGAGACACCGACAGCGCGCUUUCCCUGGUUCUGCUCGCCGAAAUCGCCAAGAGCGUGAGUGGCGACCUGCUGGUGGUGGUGCCCAACGACGCAGAUCAAGGCAAGGUGCAGAGCGCCGUGCCCUCGGCCAAGGUCGUCAAGAUCACCACCCCGGGCCAGCUUGCUGCUGCCAUUGACGAUGCCGCUGCUGUCGUCACAACCAACACUGCUGCCGUGCAACUCGCCACCGCUCUUAGAAAGCCAAGCGUGGCUCUUUUCGGGUCGUCGGACAAGGCUACUCGGUUCAUCCCCAAUGCUGCUGACCGCAAGUGCACAGUCGUCGCAUCUGCAACCGGCAGUCUUGCCGGUAUCAGUGCCAAGGACGUUUCUGCUGCUGUUGCGUCCCUCCCAGUCUCUGCUGCUGCCCAGGUGGCUGCCUGA
This is a messenger RNA of Closterium sp. NIES-65, 1233 nucleotides long. NCBI's taxonomy places the organism in Eukaryota, Viridiplantae, Streptophyta, Zygnematophyceae, Desmidiales, Closteriaceae. The record is from the annotation of a GenBank genome assembly.